AUGGCUCAAGGCGUCAUCAAGCAAAAGGCGAAGCCCGCCGCCGGAAGCGCGAAGAAAGGCAGCGGAGCGCUGAAGCCUCGCGGAAGCCGCCAAAUCGCCCCCAAGAAGCAAAAACUCAUCCAGCAGAAGAAGCUGCUGAAGAAGCACUCGUCCGGGUUGGCCGCUGUGACCGAGAAGCAACUCGCCGAGAAGGCCGGCCACUUGGAAAUCCUGAAGGGAGGCAAGAAAGACAAGAAGAAGGAGAGCAAAUGA
Molecule: messenger RNA, 252 nt
Organism: Diplodia corticola
Lineage: Eukaryota; Fungi; Ascomycota; Dothideomycetes; Botryosphaeriales; Botryosphaeriaceae
Exons: 2
Coding region: 1-252 (83 amino acids)
Source: RefSeq, a predicted model, not a curated record